AUGAGUAUUGAAAAACACGUUGCACAGGUUUUUGAAAACUACCAAAGGGCAAGACACCAAUUCGUCCAAACAAUUACUGACUUAUCUUCGAAAUCUUAUAAUGUAGAAACUUUACAAGCCGCAGGAGUACUACUUCAUUUACGACCACUUCUGCUUGAUACAGUGCCCUCUAUUCAACAAAUGUCAGCUUUGGCUCUGGGUAAACUAGCCAAUCAUAGCAGAGAAAUGGCAGACGCUGUGGUAAAGAGUAAUGUUCUACCCCAGCUGGUAUAUUCUUUGGCUCACCAAAAUAAAUAUUAUAAAAGAUCUGCAGCUUUCGUCUUGAGAACUGUGUCUAGGCAUUCAGCUGAACUAGCCAAAGCUGUAGUAGAGGUUGGAGGCCUUGAUGCAUUGCUGCUGUGUCUGGAGGAAUUCGAUCCACAAGUGAAAGAGUCCGCAGUUUGGGCUUUAGCAAAUGUAGCCAAACACUCUACUGAACUGGCAGAAGCUGUUGUAGAAGUGGGAGCCGUGCCUCUACUGGUAUUAUGUCUUCAGGAACCAGAAGUUUCCCUUAAACGUAUAGUUGCAACAGCUUUAGCAGAAAUAGGCAAACAUACAUUAGAAUUAGCCCAAGCUCUCACUGACACAGGAGCAAUUCCACACUUAGUGAACCUUAUAUCUAACCCAGAUGUUAAGUUGAAGCGUCAAGUACUUUGGGCCUUAAGCAGUAUUGUGAAACAUUCAGUUGAGCUUGCAGAACUUUCUGUUGAAGCUGAGGCUUAUCCCACAGUGUUGUCUUUGCUUAGAAAUCAAGAUGAGUUAGUUUGCAAAAAUGCAGCCAUAUUUGUAAGAGAAACUGUGAAACAUUCAUCAGAACUGGCCUUUUUGGUUGUGAAUGCUGGAGGUCUUGGCCCUGUUGUAGACUACCUAAAUGAUACCGGUGGCCAUGCCUGCCUUCCAGGAAUAAUGUUAAUAGGAUAUAUAGCUGCCCACUCUGAGAACUUAGCUAUGGCAGUAAUUAAAUCAAAGGGUGUACCUCCUUUGUCUGCAAUGCUUCAUGAAGGGCCCGAGGACCAUAUGAAGGCUGCAGCAGCCUGGUCAUUGGGCCAGGUGGGCUGUCAUACUCCAGUACAUUCUAGAGCAGUAGCUGAAACCAAUGUGCUACCCAAGCUCUUAGAGCUGUUUCUAGAUCCUGACAGUUCGUGUGAUUUAAAGGAAAAAUGUAAAAGAUCUCUGAAGAUGAUUCUGCAGAAAUGCACUGUCUUUCCUGCUCUGGAAUCUCUCCUUCACUUGGCUCCACCUAAUAUUCUAAAAUAUGUCAUGGCUCAGUUUAGUAAGGUUCUGCCACAUGAUCCAGAAGCUAGAAGAUUGUUUGUCACAAGUGGUGGUUUGAAGAAGGUCCAAUUGAUCAAGGCUGAACCGGGAUCUUUACUUCAGGAACACAUCCAUGCUGUGAACAGCUGCUUUCCAGAAGAGAUUGUUAGGUAUUACUCUCCUGGUUAUCCUGAAGAAUUACUUCAACGUGUGGAAAACUAUCAACCUAAUUUAGUGACAAACGUUUUAGAACCUACAGUUAAUGAUGAGGAUGGUCACAAAAUUAGAUAAAAUAUAGAUGUUACCUUUUUUUGUACCUACAUUCAUACUGUAUUUUUUCACAAUCUUUAUCUAAAUUGUAGAUGUUAUGACUACAGAAAACCUUUGA
Molecule: messenger RNA, 1681 nt
Organism: Limulus polyphemus (Atlantic horseshoe crab)
Lineage: Eukaryota; Metazoa; Arthropoda; Merostomata; Xiphosura; Limulidae
Product: sperm-associated antigen 6-like
Exons: 11
Coding region: 1-1584 (527 amino acids)
Biological process (GO): cilium movement
Cellular component (GO): microtubule cytoskeleton
Molecular function (GO): microtubule binding
Source: RefSeq, a predicted model, not a curated record